AUGGGCUUGGUUCGGGAAGGUGACAACGGGUGGGAGGUUGUUCCCCCAGGACCGCUUCGCGCCCCCCCUCGGUCAUCUUUUGCCCGCUCCUCCGCUGAUGGCGGUGACCCCGGCCUGUCUACCUCCGAUCCUACCCCAGGGGCUGACGAUUGGCUCCAACUUCGGAUGACGGUUGAGCUACUGGAGACUCGAGUGACCCACAUUGACGUCAACUUGCAUAACAUGGUGCAGAAUUUGGCAGCAUUUAUGCACCAUGCAGGCCUUGCUCCUCAACUUGAGGGCAAGCAUGGUUCAGGUGUGGGCGGAAUUGAUGAGGUGUUAAUUGCACGAUACCUAUCAAUAUUCCUUCAAAUGUUCUUGGUUCUACUACGUAGGGAAAGUCUUCAAGAGUACUCUAUAGAGCUCAAAAGUCUUGCCUUGAAGAUUCUCAACCUAAUAGCAAAAGCAUUAGGAAUGAAGCAUGAAGAAAUUGAAGUGCUUUUAGAAGAAGGGUUGCAAUCCAUGAGGCUCACUUACUAUCCUCUAUGUCCUCAACUUGAACUGGUCACAGGCCUCUGCCAUCACUCUGAUCCAGUUAGCCUCGCCAUUUUACUUCAAAUCAACGAUGUACAAGGUCUCCAAAUCACGGAAAAUGAAGCUUGGGUUCCCGUUAUUCCACUGCCUAAUGCUUUUAUAGUCAACGUUGGUGAUAUCCUAGAGAUUUCUGGUGGUGUGAGGUGCAUAUUUUUAAGGUUUAAGGUGGUAAAGUAUGAGUACCUCCAAAUCCAAGGCUCAGGAGAACAAAAUGGUGAAUAA
Messenger RNA from Coffea eugenioides, 795 nucleotides. Its product is annotated as gibberellin 20 oxidase 2-like. NCBI's taxonomy places the organism in Eukaryota, Viridiplantae, Streptophyta, Magnoliopsida, Gentianales, Rubiaceae. The transcript has 4 exons. The coding region runs from base 1 to 795 and encodes 264 amino acids. The record is from RefSeq and is a predicted model, not a curated record.